Messenger RNA from Adineta ricciae, 1236 nucleotides. The record is from the annotation of a GenBank genome assembly. NCBI's taxonomy places the organism in Eukaryota, Metazoa, Rotifera, Eurotatoria, Adinetida, Adinetidae.
AUGAUAAGAAACGUGCGCAUGAAUUCGAUCUGUGAUAUUUUGAAAGAAUCGGCAGGUAAUGAAACUAUGGAGAUUAAUAAAUCAGCAAGAUUACGACGUAUCAGUGUACUUUGUAAUACUACGCGUAAGACACGAAUUAUACCAGACUUUGAUUUAAAUCAGAUCAAUUCGGAAAUUGAAGCUGAUCAAAUCUUGGAACGAUUUCGCCGUGCUCGAGGAGGCGGAGGAGGAAGAGGAGGUGGUGGCGGAGGACGAUCCGGUGGUGGACGAUCUGGUGGUGGUCGAUUCGGGGGUAGUAGAAGUGGAUCAAGAGAAGUCGAUCAUCGUCAUCAAGAAUCUUUAGUAGUAACUGAUCAAUCAAUUACAAGGCUGCUCUUUUAUGUUCUACUUCGGUUGAUUAUUUUAGGUAGUAGUCGAGCAUCCUCAUCAAGCCGUUCUGGAAUCUUUUCUCGUAGUAGCAAGGGCAGUGGUGGAACAUUCGGCGGUGGAGGUAAUCGAGUGCGCUUAGGACUUCGAUCUAUGCUACGAGGAUCGUCGGGCUCAAGAGUUGCCACUGGUACAAGUGGAAGUAGUUCUAGUUUUGGUUCUCGAAUUCGUAAAAUCACACAUGGUAUUGGUACUGGUGGUUCGAGAUCGGGAGGACGUCAUUUUGGUAUUGGUGGCUCUGGUGGAAGCAUAUGGUCACGUUCGGCCAAAACGUUCAUACCACAUGCCGCUCGUUUUGGCAAACGAUAUUAUCAACGACGAAAAUACAAUCAAGGCGUCUAUGCUGGUGUUGGUUAUUAUGCAGGAAGUCGAGUGGGUCACCAUGGACCUUAUUAUGCACAUGGAUACUAUGGUUAUCCACCUGUGUCAGAGCAUCCUCCAAAUACAAUUAAUGGUACAAAACCAGAUGUGUUUUACUGUAUUCAAGAAGAUCUGAAUACAACAUUGGUCAAUACGACAUUGGACAAAGAUGGUUUCGGUGUUUGUAAUGUAUCUGGCAAAUUAGUCACUUGUCCAAUUGAAAUUGAAUGUAAACUCUCUGAAGCCGAUACCUGUUGUGAAGACGAAGAAGGUACACCGUUUUGUUGUGGUGGGCCCAUGCCUCUGGAGUACAUUACUCAAUACGGUGGAUAUGCAGAUGAUUGGAGAGAUUCUGCUGAGACUUUCGAUAAAACGUUUAAUCUAAUCACUAUGGUGAUGAUUUUUCUCACAACGAUUUGCUAUUUAAAAUGGUCUCGUCGUGUUGAAUAG